Molecule: messenger RNA, 3631 nt
Organism: Colius striatus (speckled mousebird)
Lineage: Eukaryota; Metazoa; Chordata; Aves; Coliiformes; Coliidae
Product: calcium-activated potassium channel subunit beta-2
Exons: 6
Coding region: 908-1744 (278 amino acids)
Biological process (GO): detection of calcium ion; potassium ion transport
Cellular component (GO): membrane; voltage-gated potassium channel complex
Molecular function (GO): potassium channel regulator activity; calcium-activated potassium channel activity
Source: RefSeq, a predicted model, not a curated record
GAUCAGGCAAGACAAUACUGAGCAGCAGCACCGAAUCUGCAGAACAAAAUGAGCCUUUGCUUUAAAUAUCCAAGAGACAAAUGGAGGAGCAAGUAGGAAGCAGAGAGCACAGGAAAUCUGUGAGCAGCCCGAGACUAACGGGAGCUUCUCUCCGGUACGCUCUUGACUGGGGAAAGCAAAGACCAGCCAAGGACAAAGUGGUCCCAUGGACGUGACUGAGGGAAAGGCUGGGAAGCCCCCGAUUUCACACCAGCGUGUGCAAGGAUAUACAAGGAUGAGUGAGUGCUGGAGAAAGAGCCGCACGUCUGCUUCCACUCAGCUCUGGCAUUUCAGAAAGUAAAGGUUGCACAGGCAGGUGAGGUGCUGCCUCUCUGCGUGCUGGCCACAGGCUUGGUGCAAUACUGGGACUACCCCAACCCUGACCCUGCUUUCCUGCCUGACUCCUGCAGUUUUCUUCUGAGGAGCAGCUGAGAGAGAUGAAUCUUGCCAAAUGACAGUGAAGACAGCGACUCCACAAGAGGCAUCCCACCCUCCCAGGGAUGGCCAUCAUGCCCCGGAAGAGCCCAGGCAGCUGGGGAUGCACAGGCAGAGUGGAUGGGACAAGGAGUUUUUAUAAAGGUGGUAAUAACAAGGAGCUUCAUGAAACUAAAUUUGGAGAGAGAAAGCUCAGCUUUUUUGGACUGACUUUAUUCAGAGGGUCUUCACGUUCACUUUGUUCUGGUGGCUCGUUUCUCAAUAACUACUGAACACUGGUGCUUUGCCUCUAUUUGAAAACAAAGAAAUUCAAACUGCCUGGGAACUGAGAGCCUUGAGAAAUACUUGGAGAUAUCUAGAGACAAGAUACAUGGAAACCUCCUGCUUGUAGAUAGGCUAUUCUCUCAAAAGUGGAAACUACACAAGUAUGUAGAUGAGAGGGAAAAUCUCCCUGUCAGAUCCCAUUGAAAUCUCCAUUUUGGGCACUGCUGCUCCACUGCUGCUAAGGUCCUUCCAUCGUCCCACUGCAGCGAGCAGAGCCAACACUGGGCAACCCUCUAAAAUGUUUAUUUGGACCAGUGGCCGGAGCUCUACAUCUUACAGACACGAUGAGAAAAGAAAUAUUUACCAAAAAAUCAGGGAUCAUGAUCUACUGGACAAAAGGAAAACAGUCACAGCCCUCAAAGCUGGAGAAGAUCGGGCCAUACUCCUCGGGCUGGCCAUGAUGGUGUGCUCUAUCAUGAUGUACUUUCUCCUGGGAAUCACCUUGCUGCGAUCUUACAUGCAAAGUGUCUGGACAGAAGAAGCUCAGUGCUCGCUUCUCAAUGCAUCCAUCACAGAAACCUUCAACUGCUCAUUUAGCUGCGGUCCAGACUGCUGGAAAAUCUCUCAGUACCCCUGCCUCCAGGUGUACGUUAAUCUCACCUCUUCUGGCCAGAAGCUUCUUCUCUAUCACACUGAGGAAACAAUGAAAAUUAAUUCUGAGUGUUCGUACAUACCCAAGUGUGGCAAGAAUUACGAGGAAUCCAUGUCACUGGUGAACGUCGUGAUGGAAAACUUCAGAAAGUACCAACGCUUCUCCUGCUUCUAUGACCCCGAAGGUGUUCAGAAGAAUGUGAUAUUAACCAAACUGUACAGCUCCAAUGUGCUGUUCCAUUCCCUCUUCUGGCCCACCUGCAUGAUGAUCGGUGGGGUUGCCAUCGUGGCGAUGGUAAAGCUGACUCAAUACCUUUCCCUCCUCUGUGAGAGAAUCCAAAGGAUUAACAGAUAAAGAUGAAAACUUCUCUGAGAUUUAACUACAGCAAAAAUACUGUUUUCUCAUUCUUCACCAAAGAACCUUAAGUUUGUAACGUGCAAGUCUGUUCUAAGUUCCUGAUUAUAUUCUUAUAAGUAGAGCAAUAAUGCAAAAGCUGUUCUAUAUGCAAACAUGAUGUUAUUAUUAUGCAGACAACUGAAAAAAAUACUAUUUUGUGUUGACUGUCUAUAUGAUCUUGGUUUAUGCUGAGACUAGUACUUCUUUCUUUCUUUUCUAUGGCCAAAAUAGGGCUCAGUGUGAUCAUUUGCCAAGCUUAGUCAAUGAACGUUUCAAUGUAAAGGAUUGAGGGGGAAUUCACUGCUGGACAAAGGGCAGACAACCACUUGCACAUCACUGAGGUCUCACAUCUGGCUCAACCUAUUCAAUGGGUGUGUGGGGUGGUUGUAUUGUUAGACGCAGGGUGGGAGGAGGGGAGAAGAAAAAAGAAAUAUAGGAGUUUUUUAUGACAAGAUGGCACAAAAGGGCCACACUUUGAGGUUGGGAAAACCACACAUUAUUUUAAGCCUAAGAAGGACUCAAUGAUGCUUUGUGUUCACUCCCCAAGUCAAAGUAAAUUUUCUCUCCGGUGUUUAAGGUCUUUUGGAAAACCCUUUGGAAUCGUAUUUCAUUUGGUGUGAUAAUCUCCUUCUGUGUUAGUAACACCAUCUUUGUCACUUACAGAAGCUGUAGCCCAAAACCAAAAAUCACCGUGUUCCAUUUUCUAGUCUGAGCCCUAUUGAUGGAGAUGGGACCAGAACACCUUAUGUAAAGGUUUAUUAUUCAUUUGUCUUGUAUUUGCUACCAUAUCACUGUAAAGAAAAGAAAACUAACACAAUCAGCUAUUUUUUCAUUUUUUACUUCCAACUAUUUUAGAUUUUUUUACUUGAUAUAUAUACAGAUAUAUAUAUAUAAAGAAAAAGCUAUAUUACAACUAGUUGUGUAUUGGAACUUGAUUAUGAGGUUUUUUUCCUUUCUUUGUAUCAACUGGAAAGUGAACAGUAGAACUCAUGUGUUUAUAACCUUCAUCCUUAGAUAAUAUCGUAACACGGAAGAGCAGCACUGCAGGAUCUUAUCCAAUAUUCAUGAUGUUGUUUCAAUCAAAGGUCUCUGCUGCUGUGACAUCAGAAUUGACAAAAACCUCAUCCAGUUCUGUGGCUCUAUUAACUAAAUUGUUCGGUAAUCAUCUUAAUACAUCUGGAAAUCUCUCCUGACCUUAACUCAGGAUGCAGCGCUGGCUGACGUGAAUUAUGAUUUUAAAGGCCCAGGUGCAAUGAUUUAUUGGAAAAAAAUGAGAUUCUAACUACAAUGUUGUCUUAUCUGUCAAAUAUUUACCAUGGGGACCUUGCCAGCAUAAUUUCAUGCACACUGUAGUCACGAUUUCUGCAUAAUUUGUUUUUAUUCCCCUAUAGAAAUCAGUCCUUAUGUUAUGUUUUAAGGACAUCUCGCACAGUUUCAUUUUGCACUCAGCCUGAAGGACAAACACCAGGCAGCUCCUGUGAGCAACCUGUGAACUUGCUCUCAAAUAGCUCAAAGAAACCAUUUACAGGCCUAUUCAAACCAAGAAACUAACUUUUUUUCCCCUCAAGAAGACUGCAAAGCAAGAAUUCUGCCUAGCUCAUCUAUGUAUAGGUAACUUUCCACAGUGUAGCAUUAAAAAUUUCAAGAUGUUACAAAACUUUACAAGUCAUGCAAGUGUAAUGUGAGCUGUAAAAAAUAUGAGUUCUCAGCAGUGAAAACAAACCUGCAAUCUUGUAAUCAGUAGUAUAAUUUUCCUUAGGUAAAAGAAUUCCUGGAGGGUGGGUGGUAUAAUGAUAGCUCCAAAAACAUGUAAUAAAAAUAUUAAACCUUCCACAUUUUAAUAGC